Messenger RNA from Penicillium taxi, 1059 nucleotides. Its product is annotated as nitronate monooxygenase. The transcript has a single exon. The coding region runs from base 1 to 1059 and encodes 352 amino acids. The record is from RefSeq and is a predicted model, not a curated record. Lineage: Eukaryota; Fungi; Ascomycota; Eurotiomycetes; Eurotiales; Aspergillaceae. Gene Ontology annotation, molecular function: nitronate monooxygenase activity.
AUGGCAAGCAAACUAUUAUCCCGCUACCCAUGGGCAUCAAGUCCCUUUAUAGUUGGCGCUCCAAUGAGAGUCAUGUCCGGCCCUAAGCUCGCCACCGCAGUAUCUCGAGCAGGUGGCUUGGGAUUCAUCGGACCAGGAGCCAAAACCGAAGAUAUGAAUCCCGAUCUUGAAGAGGCAUCGACUCUGUUAGACACUAGGAGGGCUUUGUCCGCGUUCAAUUCAUUAUCAACAUAUCCACUCCUUCCAAUCGGUGUUGGGUUUCAACUCUGGGCAGACGACAUGAAUGUAGCGACUACUAUCAUUGAGAAAUUCAAACCUUGCGCAGCCUGGUUAUAUGCUCCUAGAGAGGGAGCAAAGGACUACGAAGAGUGGUCUCGUCGGAUUCGUCAGGCAUCUCCUCAGACGCAGAUUUGGAUCCAGAUCGGUACCUUGAAAGAGGCAAGACAAUUCCUUCAAUGCUCUGAAAAGCCAGAUGUGGUUGUGGUGCAAGGUGCCGAAUCGGGUGGUCAUGGCCGGGCGAAGGACGGACUAGGUAUUAUGACCCUGUUCCCUGAAGUCGCAGAUGCCAUGGCCGGCAGCCAGAUUCCUCUGAUGGCAGCAGGUGGAAUUGCCGAUAGUCGUGGAGUUGCAGCGGCAUUGUGUCUAGGAGCAUCUGGUGUUGUCAUGGGAACGAGGUUUUUAGCUUCCAGUGAAGCGCGCAUCAACAGCGGCUAUCAAAAUGAGGUCGUUCGUGCCUCUGAUGGUGCGGUGAAUACCACUCGAACACUGCUCUACAAUCACCUCAGAGGGACUUUUGGAUGGCCUGCCGAGUAUAGCCCUCGCACCAUUAUAAACAAAUCAUUUUUAGAUCACCAGGCAGGUAGUUCAUUUGAAGAACUCCAGACUCUUCAUGAUGAGGCACAGAAGGCUGGGGAUAAUGGAUGGGGACCAGAUGGAAGAUUGGCAACUUAUGCCGGUGCUGCUGUGGGGCUUAUCCAUUCCGUUCAAAGCGCAGAAGAUAUUACUCGAGAUGCUAGGGAGGACGCGCUGAAGAGGAUCUAUCAACUCGGAAGGCUGUAG